AAUAACAUGAUGACUCUUACAAGCUUCUCUCUUCUGCUCCUGGCCAGUGCAGUCUUUUCUCAGGACAUAUCAUAUGCUGAUUUUCUCCAGCAAGUUCAGGCAUGUCCAAAGGAAUGUAAAUGCCCACCUAGCUUUCUGAAUGCCGUGUACUGCGACAGCAAGGGGCUAAAAGAAAUCCCCCGAAUCCCUCCGCACACCUGGUAUCUGUACCUCCAGAACAACUUGAUUGACACUGUCCCUGAAACGUCUUUGAAGAAUGCCACACAGCUGAAGUGGAUCAAUCUGAACAGAAACAAGAUUACCAACAAAGGGAUUGACAAGGAUGUGUUUAACAAAAUGAAGAAUCUGCUUUAUCAAUAUAUGGAAGACAAUGAGCUAGAUGACAUUCCAGGGCCCUUGCCUAAAAGCCUUGAACAACUACGUUUAUCAAGGAACAAGAUCUCAAAAAUACCUGCAGGGGUCUUCGAUGGUAUGGUUAACCUCACCAUGCUUGACCUCCAACACAACAAACUUGAGGAUGGGGCUAUCCCAGAAAACGCCUUCAAGGAGCUGCAAAACCUUGUCCAGAUCAACCUGGCUAAAAAUAAUCUCAAGAAGAUGCCUUCUGGCCUGCCAGCCACCACCACUCAGUUAUUCCUGGACAACAACUCCAUUGAGAAAAUCCCUGACAACUACUUCAGCAAGACUCCACAAGUUUCCUUCCUGAGGCUCAACUACAACAAGCUGGUGGAUGGAGGUCUAAAGAAGAACAUCUUCAAUGUCUCCACCAUGCUAGACCUGCAGUUAUCUCACAACCAACUCACCAAGGUGCCUCCCACCCACCCAAGCCUUGAGCAUCUCCACCUCAACCGCAACAAGAUCAAAAGUGUUAAUGGAACCAUGAUCUGCCCUAUGCCAAUUGGCACUAUUGAUGACUACUUCCAUGAAAAAACACCUAAUCUGCGCUACCUUCGCCUCGAUGGAAAUGAAAUAAGACCCCCUAUUCCCUUAGACCUGAUGAUGUGCUUCAGACGUUUACAGGCUGUGGUUAUCUAAACCAGAGCUAAAUCCCCAAACAAAUUAUGUUCUUUCAGGGUUUAAGUGAGGAUCUAUUUGUACCCAAUGUGACUGUGCAAAUACUGAACUAGCAGAAACAAGUGUUCCAGUGUUUACUAGGAUUUAUGUUUUAAAAACAGGAGCAAGUGCCAGGUUAUCUAUUAACAAUAUAGUCAUAUAGGGACAUUGGAUGCUCAUCAAUUAAAAAUGAUAUUUGUGACCACUUAUCUGUAUGCUUAAAGUAAAUCUUCUAAAUGAAUGAAAUGCUCAGAA
This is a messenger RNA of Polyodon spathula (Mississippi paddlefish), 1308 nucleotides long. RefSeq names its product keratocan-like. The record is from RefSeq and is a predicted model, not a curated record. Gene Ontology annotation, molecular function: protein binding. The transcript is spliced from 2 exons. The coding region runs from base 7 to 1035 and encodes 342 amino acids. Lineage: Eukaryota; Metazoa; Chordata; Actinopteri; Acipenseriformes; Polyodontidae.